AUGGAUGAGAAAGGUUGCAGGCUCACUAUCCACCAUCAACAACGUAUUAUAUCCGAGAAAGGUAUCAAACGAGUUCACAUGGUAGCGCCCGAACACGCCGAAAAUGUAACCGUUGUGGCCUGCUGCAACGCCAUGGGAAACUCUAUUCCACCGAUGAUAUUAUUCAAGGGAAAACGUUUGAAACCCGAAUUUUCUGAUAAUUUACCCUAUGGUUCCAUUGUCAAAAUGGCACCCAAAGGAAGCAUGACAACGGAGAUUUUUGUCGAGUUUUUGAAGUAUUUUGCGAAGUACAAGUCUAACGAACCAUCUGAACUUCUGAUUUUUGAUGGGGCAUCCAGCCACUUGGAUCUAACCAUUGCAGAAACUGCAGACUCACUUGGUAUAACUCUGUUUUGUUUGCCAUCAAAUACGACCCACGAGCUUCAGCCACUGGAUAGGGCUGUAUUCCGUUCGUUCGAAGCAAACUGGGAUCAAGAACUCUUAAGAUAUUUGGAUACUUACCCUCAAAGAACACUGAACAAAGCUAGAUUCAAUAUUAUUUUUUUCCCGUGUUUGGCCAAAACGUACGACGCCGGAAAACAUCAUAAGUGGAUUUAG
Sitophilus oryzae (rice weevil) is the source of this 597-nucleotide messenger RNA. RefSeq lists its product as uncharacterized. Gene Ontology annotation, cellular component: nucleus. Gene Ontology annotation, molecular function: DNA binding. NCBI's taxonomy places the organism in Eukaryota, Metazoa, Arthropoda, Insecta, Coleoptera, Curculionidae. The coding region runs from base 1 to 597 and encodes 198 amino acids. The record is from RefSeq and is a predicted model, not a curated record. The transcript has a single exon.